AUGGAUCCUGUAGAACUUUCAAAGGCAAUUUUUCGGUUCGAAGAAAAUAUAUUAAAAGAAAGACAGAAUAUUGAUAACAUCGUUGAAACCUCUCAAAAUCACCCAACAAAAAAACGAAGACAAGAUGAUACUAUUGAAACAAGAAAAAUCGCUACAAAAGAAGUAUGUGAUAUUUUUAUUGUCAACGUUAAAGAACGUUUUGAUUAUAAAAAUCACUUAAAUGCUUCGCACCUAUUUUUUUCCACCAAAUUUCCUAUGUACGAAAAUAACUUCCCAAAUGACCAUUUUAGUAAAACAUUAAAACGUAUUAAAACAUUUUUGAGAAAUUCAAUGACGGAAGAUUGA
Cinara cedri is the source of this 345-nucleotide messenger RNA. Lineage: Eukaryota; Metazoa; Arthropoda; Insecta; Hemiptera; Aphididae. The record is from the annotation of a GenBank genome assembly.